AUGAUCGAAAACGAUGACUCUCCUCAGCAUCCUUCUUUAUUCUUCACUGACUUCACACGUGCCAACUCCCACGUGCGGGUUCUGCAUCACAAAUUCUUGGGAAAAGGUGUUUAUGGUUCUGUUGAUCUCAUCAGAUACACUAAAACCGAUGGUUCCUCGUUACAAGCCGCCGUAAAAACAUCUUACGCUGAAGAUCUCGAAGAAUACGACGCGCUCAAAAGAGAGAUACAGAUUCUGUCUGAACUCAAGGGAUAUCCCAACAUCGUUAUUUGCUAUGGAGACGAUUUGGAAGAAGAUUUCAACGAACACGGACACAAAGUUUACAAAUUGCUUCUUGAAUACGCAAACGAAGGGAGUUUAAGUUCAUUCAUGGAGAAUUAUCCCGACAGAAAGUUACCAGAUCCGAUGAUCAGAGACUUCACGCGGAUGAUUCUCGAAGGAUUGGUCUCAAUGCAUAGUCACGGUUAUGUUCAUUGCGAUCUCAAAUCCGAUAACCUUCUUAUCUUCUCUCGGAAAGAUUCUGCUUCGUGCGAGUUAAAGAUUUUUGAUUUUGGAAACUGUAGACAAGUCGGAGAAGUUCCGGAUCACUGGAAAAGUGAUUACCCGUAUGUGGGAACGCCUGAGUCUUUCUUCGACGGUGUUGCCAAGAAAACCCUAGAUUUGUGGUCGUUAGGGUGCUUAGUGUUGAAGAUUUAUACAGGUGAGCAGCCAUGGGAAAGAGUUACUAGUGUCGAUUUCGUGAAUUUUCUUAGUGAUGGUGAAGCUCCAAAUAUUCCUGAAUAUGUGCCUUGUGAUGCAAGAGAGUUUAUUGAAACGUGUUUCGCAAGGGAACAUGAGAAGAGAGGUACCGCGUCUGAGUUGUUAUUGCAUCCGUUUUUGUGUCAGAAGCAACCCUUGCUGGUGAAGUUGAAAUUGAGAAUCAAACAAGCUUCGAAGAUAACAAUGGGUAUUAGAGAGAAGCCCCUGACAUUGAAGAUGUUUCUAUCUAAGCCUCCACAACUUAAAAAACUUUUGAGUAAACUUUUGAGGUUGAAGAAGAUGAUUCAUCCGAAACCAUUGGAAUUGGAUUCUAGUUUCGUUUCUUACAGUAGUGAUCUCUGUUUAUUAUAA
Molecule: messenger RNA, 1110 nt
Organism: Arabidopsis thaliana (thale cress)
Lineage: Eukaryota; Viridiplantae; Streptophyta; Magnoliopsida; Brassicales; Brassicaceae
Product: Protein kinase superfamily protein
Exons: 2
Coding region: 1-1110 (369 amino acids)
Molecular function (GO): protein serine/threonine kinase activity; ATP binding; protein kinase activity
Source: RefSeq, marked reviewed